Molecule: messenger RNA, 1789 nt
Organism: Salvia hispanica
Lineage: Eukaryota; Viridiplantae; Streptophyta; Magnoliopsida; Lamiales; Lamiaceae
Gene: RUG2
Product: Regulator of chromosome condensation (RCC1) family protein
Source: RefSeq, a predicted model, not a curated record
AAAACAUAACUCGCGCAAUGCUUCGAUUCCUCAACAAAAAUUUCAUAACCCGACCGGGCCCUCUAAUCGGGCUGAGCUGCCGAUGGUUGUCCGUCAAAACCACCGUCUUGAGCUUCGGCGACGAUUCCCAGGGUGCACUUGGUCUCCAAAACUCCCCUUUCGGGCUUAGCUCCGACGCCUACGAGCCCACUCCUAUACCGGGCCUUCCGCCUGAUGUUUGCAGCGUCGCCGCCGGUCACUACCAUUCUCUCGCCGUUACUUCUGAGGGCCACGUUUGGGCUUGGGGCCGGAAUAACGAGUCUCAGCUCGGCCGCGGCCCGCUCUCUCCUAGAGAGACGUGGAGUAAACCACAAAAGGUGGAAGGGUUGGAUAAGGUGAUGGUUCGAGCUGCGUUUGCAUCUGGUGUUGUAUCUGCUGCUAUUGGAGAUGAUGGUGCAUUGUGGGUGUGGGGGAUGUCGAAGCGUGGACAGCUAGGUCUUGGGAAACAUGUCACCGAGGCUGUCUCACCGGCCAGGGUUGAAUCACUUCUCGGACAUGAGAUAGUUAAGGUUUCACUUGGCUGGGGACAUGUUCUUGCACUGACUAAGGGUGGGAAAUUGUUCGGAUGGGGUUAUUAUGCAGAUUGUAGAUUAGGGAGGAUUGGUAGAUCUUUGGAGGCCUCACCAUUGGAUUCCAUUUCUGAAAAAGUAAUAUCGCUGAGUGAGAAUAAGAGUAUGAUGAUUGAGGCAGCUGAGAAGCUGGUUUCAGAAGCAAUGGAGAAGGAAACAGAUAUGCCUAUAAUCUGGGAGCCUACUUUGAUAGAAGAAGUCAGUGAUGCUGAAGUUGUGGAUAUGGCUUGUGGGCUUGAUCAUUCCUUAAUACUAUGCGGGGAUGGUACGCUUCUGAGUGGGGGGAGCAACGUGUAUGGCCAACUUGGUCAAGUGACGGGAUAUUUAGGAUUGCAUUCUGUCGACCUUGGCCUCCGGCCAAUCUGUAUAGCAUCAGGGCUCGGGCAUUCUUUAGCUAUCUGCAGUGCAGAAGAAGGGCCAACUAUUUUUACAUGGGGGUGGAACCAGUGUUCUCAACUUGGGAGAGACGGCCCAGAGAAUAUGCCCUUCGUUGUUGAUAGUUUGGUUGGUGAAAUGCCAGUUUCUGUUUCCGGAGGCCGGGUGCAUUCUAUUGCAGUAACAGAGAAGAGGGAGGUUUGGUCUUGGGGCUGUGGUAGAAAUGGCAGGCUCGGAUUGGGUAGCUCUGCUGAUGAACCCGAACCUAUGUUGGUCGAAUAUUUGGAGGGCUCUGAUGUUUUGCAAGCUGUCGCAGGGUUUGAUCACAAUCUGGUUCUUGUUCGUGAAUGAUGGCUAUCAUCAAGCUGUUUCUUGUAUUCCAUGUCCACCUCCAAGAUUUCCCGAGGCAGGGAAGUCUGGAAACGAGCUCAACGCUAUCUCCAAACGAAGGUGAAAUUUAGCACAAGUGUCAUAAUGUACGGUAAAUGCAGUCAUAGUGUUAAACUGUUGAUGAAAAUUUUACUCGAGUUGAUGGGAUGAACUUACCUCUGUUCGAUAUUUUCCUCUGUAAAAUCGAGUGGUGCAGAUGAGGCCGAUAUUGGAGAAGUAGAGAACCUCUGGCUUCGGUUUCUGAGCUCGGUCGUUAUCGUUGUUCCAUUCCUGAGCUGCAAAUGAUGUGAUGGAUUUAGAAACUUUGCUGUGGCAUGGUUAAGGUUUUCGUCUGUUUUUGUUAGCCAAGAAAUAUGUGGUCAAAACAUGAAUAAUGUUUAUGUUGAAUAUUUAUGUACUAUUCAUGAUUUUUUUUA